AUGAAUGACCACAAAAUUGUUUUAAUGGGAAAAGAAAGUGCCGAUACUUUUUAUUCUCCAACCGGGGAAAUAUUUUAUUGUUCAAAGAAGGAAGGUCAAUGUGGGGCUAAUUUGGCAAUUAGACGUUAUUGGCAUUUGGUGGAAAUGGAUACCAUUAUAACAGUAAACACAACAUUACAACCUCCACUUACUAUUCCAACCUGGGAUGGUGUUUUGUGCUACAUUUGGUCUAAAGAGGAAAAUAAUUAA
Molecule: messenger RNA, 249 nt
Organism: Meloidogyne enterolobii
Lineage: Eukaryota; Metazoa; Nematoda; Chromadorea; Rhabditida; Meloidogynidae
Source: the annotation of a GenBank genome assembly